Molecule: messenger RNA, 789 nt
Organism: Mizuhopecten yessoensis (Yesso scallop)
Lineage: Eukaryota; Metazoa; Mollusca; Bivalvia; Pectinida; Pectinidae
Exons: 2
Coding region: 158-559 (133 amino acids)
Source: RefSeq, a predicted model, not a curated record
CCAUACAUCUCUGUCACAUAUGGCAACCAUCAGUUAGCAGGAGCAAGUAUAAACCUCAGUUGCUGGAUCCAAUUGGUUGAUUUUGCCUGGCAACCAUCAGUAACUAGGGUUGUGUACUUUGUCUGGAGUUGAUUGGUUGACUGUCUGAUGAGUUACCAUGGCUGUUGUUAGUAUGAAAAGAACACCAGUUCCUCAAGAACACAUUGCCUACAUAAGCCAAUCAGAAAGCACAGCACAUUAUCACUCAAGUAGCCAAUCAGAAGGCUUGACACAAACUCAUUCAACAAGUCAUUCUGAAAGUGUUCCUUCACACAUAGUUAGGGAAUAUGGAUUACAUUCAACAUUCCAAUCAGAAAUUCCAGGACAUAGGCUUGUAACAAGACCAGGGCGUCAACUAAAAGCGUGUGUGUACUGUCAGUUGAAGAAGGUCAAAACACGGUCAGGAUGGGUGGUCAAGUCCUAUUACAUGUGUGAGGCGUGUGGUGUUCCCUUGUGUCGUGGUCAGCGCGAGUGUUACCACCACUAUCACCAGCUCAUCUCGGGACAGGGUCAAAUGUAGUGGUCAGUGAUGCAGAAAGCACCAGCAAUCGCAUGUUGGCCAAAUUCGUGGCACUGCCUGAACUUAUAUCAAUAUACCGAUUGUCUCCCCCAUGUGAUCCAUGUAUUUGUAUUGAUCUGUGCGUCGUGUAGUUUUACCCAUGUGAUUUAGUCAUUUGAUAGGAUUGCUGGGUAUAAGUAUUGAAUGUGCCAGGUACUCUUGGUCUCUGUCCUAACUCUUUUCUUUCUCCC